This is a messenger RNA of Papilio machaon (common yellow swallowtail), 883 nucleotides long. RefSeq names its product cytochrome b5. The transcript has a single exon. Gene Ontology annotation, cellular component: intracellular membrane-bounded organelle; membrane. Gene Ontology annotation, molecular function: heme binding. NCBI's taxonomy places the organism in Eukaryota, Metazoa, Arthropoda, Insecta, Lepidoptera, Papilionidae. Bases 255 to 650 code for a protein of 131 amino acids. The record is from RefSeq and is a predicted model, not a curated record.
CGUAAACGACUUAAUGUAUUCGAGUUCACGACGUGUUCUUUACUAGAAUUGCUUACGUAAACGACGAAGGUAGACGCAAAAGGGAUGGCACGAUCGCACGGUAUUUGGGUUAGGAGGUGAACAGGUGUGCGACCGCGGACUCGCGGGUGUGAGGCCCGUGAAGGGGGGCACGAUGUCAGAGGGGGUCAAAACGUGCAGUGAACUAGUAGAGCGGCUCGCACGCGCAGUCUCCGCGCUGGGCACUCACGCGCACCAUGGCGACCGCUCUCUUCACGCGCAAAGAGGUCGAGAGCCGAAACACGAAGAACGACGCCGUGAUCAUCAUUGACAACGUGGUAUGCGACGUAACGCGCUUCCUGCUCGACCACCCCGGCGGCAUCGAGGUGCUUCUGGACAACGCCGGCAAGGACGCAUCCAAAUGCUUUCACGACAUCGGGCACAGCGAGUACGCUCGCGACUGGAUGCAGACGUUCGCCAUCGGCGAGGUGGUGCCAGAAGAGAGGCACGAAGUGCUGCCGUGGCCACCGGCGGGCAGCGAGGCGCAGGCGUCGGCGGAGCAAUGGUCGGUGCGUGGGCUAGUGGACGCGUGCGGCGCGCCGCUUGUGCUCGCGGUCUGCGCCACGGUUCUCUACAUGUACCUUUUCGCGUAGAGGUGGCUGGCGGCGGGCAUUUGGAGCCGCGUCAAGGUCGAUGACUCUAUCGUGCGAGUGGUGGCGGGACCUUACUUAUAUAUCGUACAUUUCAAAACAUUUCUAUAUUUGUGUAAGAAGUUUUUAUUCGGAGACAAAAGUGUAAAGUUGGUGACCGGGAUAUACGGCAUUAAGCUAUAAGCUAUAUUUGCUAUUAAAGGCUUUGUCCUCGUUUGGAAUUUGAUUAUUCAUAA